AUGCUCAAAUUUCACUCAUUUUUAAACAACAAUAAAAAGAUAAUUACACAAAAUUUAACAUCGCUUCCCAUCGGACAAAUAAAUAAGUCAAUCUUUUUACUUAAAUGCGAUAAGCAGCUGCUUAUCAACACCAAUAAUAAUAAUAAUAAUAAUAAUAAUAAUGAUAGUAAUAAUCAAGUGAAAUAUAAUCAACUACAACCAACACACAAUAGUACAAUUGUUUUUAAAAAUAAAAAUAAAUAUGAUUUUACAACAACUUCAUCAUCUAAAUCUACAAUAACUUCAUAUAGAAAUACCAAUUUAAUAUUAUGUAAUCUACUACAAAAUAGAUUGCAAUGCAGAAGAACAUUCUUAUCUGCUUUUGCCUCAACACCACAACUAACAAAAAAACAUAUUACCAAAGUAUUAAAAUUUACACCUAAACAAGUGUAUGAUGUUGUUGUAAAUGUACAAUCCUACAAAGAAUUUCUACCAUUUUGUUUGAAUUCGACUAUUAAGAAAGUGGUUGAUCCAAAUAGUUGCUUUGAGGCAGAGUUGACUGUUGGCUAUGGUAAUCUGAAAGAGUCUUAUACCUCCAGAGUGAAAUUCGAUGAACCAAAAUACAUAGAAGCAUCGGCAAUCGAUUCACAUCUAUUUGUAGCACUUGUUAGUGAGUGGAAUUUUAAGCCUGGACCUACCGACUCUACUUGUACGGCAGUGUGCUCACUGGAAUAUCAAUUUAGAUCACCUCUCUACGCUACACUCAUGGAUGAAUUCAUCGGUAGUUCUCUAGAGACAAUGGUAGAUGCAUUCGAAUCACGUUGUAAACAAACCUAUCGUAAACAUUAA
Messenger RNA from Heterostelium album PN500, 828 nucleotides. RefSeq names its product type II toxin-antitoxin system RatA family toxin (gene coq10-2). Gene Ontology annotation, biological process: cellular respiration; ubiquinone biosynthetic process. The transcript has 2 exons. The coding region runs from base 1 to 828 and encodes 275 amino acids. Gene Ontology annotation, molecular function: ubiquinone binding. NCBI's taxonomy places the organism in Eukaryota, Evosea, Eumycetozoa, Acytosteliales, Acytosteliaceae. Gene Ontology annotation, cellular component: mitochondrion. The record is from RefSeq and is a predicted model, not a curated record.